UGUCAGAGUGUUGACAAAGAGACUUCAGGGAAAGGAGAAGUGAUUUCCCAACAGCUCAUCUCUGACCAGCAGAAACCAGAGGGAAAUGUUGAAUAAGAACCAGAUAGGCUAACUCUGGAUGACACUCGAGACAUUUCAACCACAGAGACUGUAGGACUGAGCCAGUGAUUUCAUGGAUCAAGACAGCUCUUUACGUCCAGGAGAUGAUGGAGACCUGUCAAUGCUCAUUGGUGAGGGGUUGCCGAGGCUCAGGGAUGCUGUCGUCAUGGUGAUGUCACGUGCCCGUCAGAGAGUUGUACAGGGCUUUGUUGUGUCAAGUUUUGUCCUCCUACUCCUCUGGAUCGCAGCCUUUUUAUAUGGGAGCUUCUACUACUCGUACAUGCCCAGGGCUGCUUACUCCUCACCUGUGCACUACUACUACAGGACAGACUGUGAAUCUCCUUCAUCUUUUUGGUGCUCUUAUCCAGUGGCAAACGUCUCUCUGAUGAGGAAUAAGAAACAUGCUCUGACAUUCGGCCAGGCCUAUCGGAUGUCUCUACGGCUGGAGAUGCCUGAUUCCCCAACCAAUCAGGAUCUGGGGAUGUUCAUGAUCAAGACAACCUGUUUCUCUCGGGAUGGGGGGAAAGUUGCCUCCUCUGCUCGCUCUGCAAGACAGCUGCUGUCCGCCACCAGCUCUCGCUUUAGCAUGCUGCGAUACCGAUCUGACCUGCUGAGGUACCUGGGAACGCUGCUGUUCCUCCCGGCCUUUCUGACCGGUGUCGCUGAGCAGAAACAAGUGCUGGAGGUGGAGCUCUUCUCAGACUACACGGACGACCCUUAUGCCCCCUCGGUCACGGCCCUCAUUGAGAUCUUGUCCAACAAGGUGCAGAUCUACUCCUCUGAGCUCAACAUUCAUGCUCACUUCACUGGUUUAAGAUACUUGCUGUUCAACUUCCCUACCCUAUCAGCCCUGGUGGGCGUGUCCAGUAACUUCAUCUUCCUCAGUCUCCUCUUCGUCCUCAGCUACGUGAGGUUGCUGCUGGGAGAGGAGUGGGGGCCGCAACAGCUCAGAGCAGAUGGACUGCUGUCAGAUAGGGGCAAUAACGUGAACAACAACCAGCAAGAGGAUGAAAAAGACGCUGCUGCAGGUGCUGCAGAGCUGCUGGGUCCCCUCCAGAUGACCCCCACAAAUCCGAGUCAGGAGAGGCUCCAUUUGAUCUCAGACGGCGGCACAGAGGUGCAGAACAGACAGAUUCAGCCUCACAUUGAAUAAAUGAAUCAGAGGCAGAGUGAGGACAUUAAUAACAGAGAGGGGUAAAGUGUAGGGAACGAUAAGAUGUAGUGAAGAUUUAAGCAAGAUAUGUGGUUGAAAAUGACUCAGAAAGCACCCACACACCUCUGACAAAUAUGUCGGGUGACGACCUGAGCUGCACUGUUUGAGUUGUGGAUCUUUUUGCUCUUACAUCAUGUCCUCUGUGUUAACACUCACACUGUUUCAUUUUUAAUCACAUGACCCUAUUAUUUAUGGGAUAGACUCACCUGUGCCUUCGUCACCUCACACAAAUCUCUCAUUGUCAGAGCCUUUUUAUUGCUUUGCACUUCAUAGCUGUGAUGUAGUGUCCACUAAAACUGUCCAAUAUCAAAUAAACACAUAAGACACUAUCAAGGAAAUACCUAUAUGAAUAAAUAAAGUAUGUGAGAUAAGCAUGACACUGUAAUCAUCCACUAAUUAUUAUGAGUCAUUAUUUUAUCUGGGGUCUUUUUUUAUGUAUUCCAUCAACUUCUUUUGGCUUCAGGAUGUAAGAAUGUGGAGCUGUGUGUAGAUUAUAACUCUCAUACUGGCUGAAAUGUUACUUUAAAAUGCUUAAAACCUGAUACUUGAUCAAUGUGUCUGUCAGCUGAACAUGUUACAAAACAUUUGUCUUUGUAUGUUCAACCUUUAACUGCACUUCAGUCGGAACAAAACUAUUUUAACAAUCUGAUUGUCACCUGAAAAAAAACGUGUCACCUGUGUCACUUCCACCAUAAACUGUACUCCAGUUGUCUUAUUGCACACUGUUUUUGCAUGUUGUAUGCAAUAUAUAUUUUCGAUCAAAUACCUUGAUAUUGAUAUUGCGACAAGCACUGACUGCUGGUGCCUUCACAAAAUAUUUACACAAUGGAUUUUUGAUAAAUAAUCAUCAUCCAUAAUGUGGAUGUAAUGAAGAAGUGGGUAAAGGCAAAUAUUAGAACAGCUAGUACAGUCUGGUAAGUUCAGAAAAUUACAUCAUUUUCCUGUGAUGCAGCCUUUAGAACCAGGACAAGACACUUCCAAUAUUAUGAUAUCCAAAAUCUAUGUCGAUAUCUCUUCUAAUAUCACAGUAUCAAUAUAAUACCAAUACUGCUGGACCUUACAUCCUAGUGUCCUGUGCUCCCUGUCAUUUGACUGUGCUAAUAAGCUAACAAGCUAACUAAAUUCCACUAACUUAUUUAGGAAAUCCAAACCUGAUUUUAUUGGUUGUUAAACUGCACAAAAUGCAAUGAGACCGGUUUAUAAUAAGCUAGUGAAACAACAUGGAGAACACAUUAACAUUCAGGCGACACAUCAGGACAACAUGCAAAACAACACUGUCAAAUGUGCAGAGAGUGCAACAACACAACUGAAGUAGAAAGCUGAGUUGACACAGACAAAUGUUUUGUCAGGAGAUCAAUCAACAAAGACAAUCAAGACUGUCAAAAUAGUUUUGUCAACCUGUGCAUCUCUUUCUGUUACACAAAAAUAUAUUGAAUUGAUUGAAUUUUCAGUCAAAAUGUGUUUAACAUGGCUGCAAAUCCAUUCUUAAGUUCACUCUGUUUAACUGUUGCAAUAAAACCUUUAAAAAUGUU
Messenger RNA from Epinephelus lanceolatus (giant grouper), 2844 nucleotides. RefSeq names its product seipin-like. Gene Ontology annotation, biological process: lipid storage; lipid droplet organization. Lineage: Eukaryota; Metazoa; Chordata; Actinopteri; Perciformes; Serranidae. Gene Ontology annotation, cellular component: endoplasmic reticulum membrane. The record is from RefSeq and is a predicted model, not a curated record.